This is a messenger RNA of Enterobius vermicularis (human pinworm), 908 nucleotides long. NCBI's taxonomy places the organism in Eukaryota, Metazoa, Nematoda, Chromadorea, Rhabditida, Oxyuridae. The record is from the annotation of a GenBank genome assembly.
AUGUUCCUCGGUAAAGAAAAUAAUCUUGAGAUAAUUCGAUUUUUUACAAUAUGGACAAAAUGUACCUAUUAUGGACAGUAUGGAGUUGCAAGGAAAAUUGACCCUGUCCAGGUUAAAAAAGUUUUAAACAAAACUGAAAAAUUGUACGUAUUUUUCACUUCCCAUCCUGAGGAGAAAAAAUCGUUACGACUAAUUGACUCUAGAUUAGGCACUCGCCAGCACAAGCUAGCCGUUUGUCCAGCACCAAUCUUGCAUUACGCUGAAUGGACUGUUUUGCCGCAGUUUUUCGAGAUGUGGAUCGAGCACGGAGCAACAAAAUUUUACCUUUAUCAUCACAGUAUUUCCCCAGAAGUCGAUGCUCUGUUUCAUAUAUAUGAGAAUGACCCACGUAUUGAGAUUGAGCGUGUUCCAUGGGGAAUAAUUCCAGUACCUGAAAAUACUUCAGAGGCAGAAGACGUGAAUAAACAAAUUUUUCGCGGUGAGCACGUUCUUGCAUGGAAUGAUUGCAUUAUGCGCUCAAGAGGUAAAACCAAGUAUUUGGCGCUAUCAGAUUUUGACGAGGUUUUUGUUGUGUUUCAAAACCAGUCGUUUUUGUCGGUGCUCGAAAACGCUUUGAAGGCAGAACCAGCAACUGGGGCUUUCAUGUUCCGCAGCACUCCAGCAUCAUACAAGCACACGUACUCAAAUGUAACGCAUCCAACACAAAUUACCUUUGAGAAUUACGGUUUAAUUAACGCAGAGAGAAGAACUCUUCCUGCGGGAACAAUGAGUAAGAUUGUAGUAAUACCAGAGAGGAUUCUCUCUACGAAUGUGCACUUUCCCUGGGCAAUGGAAGCAUCUUUCACAAAGAAGGUCAUCUCACCAAAAACCAGUAAAAUUUUACAUUUGAGGUGCUUAUCGAGCUAAUG